ACGAUCGGAUCGCGAUUGGACUCGUAAAUCGCAUCGCGACUUAGCCCCGUCGUGAAAAAAAAAAACGAUAACAUCGAGCGGCGUGUUUCAAAUCGCCGACCAUGAAGGAAAUCAUAUUAUUAUUAUUUUUGGUAAUACUCGGCCAGGUGGCCAUAAACGUUGCGAUGCCGCGAAUAAAUUACUCGACGCUACGGAGACAAAUACUGGAGUACGAGCAACGGAUGUCGAUAGGCGCUAAUCUAUCCUUGAACAACGUUGAAGCAGAAGCAAACAAGAUCCUGAUGAACGCGAAGAGGAAAGAACUCGACGCUGCGUUCAAGAACCCGUCACAGUUCACCCCCGGUCGAAACUUCAUAUCAGCGAAGAACGACAUCGACCGUUCGAAAGUAUUCCAAUUGCUUCGUCGUAUGCCAAAGGGCGCAGUGCUCCACGCACACGACACCGCGAUGGUCAGCUUCGACUACAUGUACCACAACGUCACCUUCUUCGAUGAUCUGUACAUCUGCGACAAGAAGGACAACAUCCGGUUGCACUUUUUCCGGGAACCGGACAAAGACUGCGACUGGGAGCUGCUGAAGAAGGUGCGCGAGGACCCGUCGCGCGCGCCGCGCGUGAACGAAAGUAUCAAAGAAGCAUUAACGAUGAGCAACAAAACCUCCAACAACAGUUACUCGGACAUCGACACGGCAUGGGGCAAAUUCAAUUCCAUUUUCAAAUUCGUGCAACCGCUGGUGACUUACAGGCCCGUUUGGGAGCACCAUUUCCUCAAGGCUCUCGAGGAAUUGUACCAGGACAACGUGAUGUACCUGGAGCUGAGGACCACUUUACCAGAGUUGUACGAUUUCAACGGCACCGUGUACGGACCGCGAGAUGUGGUUGGUAUCUACGAGAACCUCACCGAAAGGUUCAAGAAAGGUCAUCCAGACUUCGUCGGGGUUAAACUGAUCUACGCGCCUCGACGAUCCGUCGAUAAGCAACGGAUGAAAGAUUACGUGAGGACGCUGAAGGAAUUGCAACAAUCGUAUCCGAAAUUUAUAGCCGGAUUCGAUCUGGUCGGCCAGGAGGACAAAGGGAAGACUCUGAAAUAUUUUGCGGACGUAUUGAUGGAGGCGGAGUCAAAUACAAAGUUUUUCUUUCACGCGGGGGAAACGAAUUGGUACGGCAGGUCGACGGACGAGAACCUGGUCGAUGCAAUUUUGUUGAACACACGACGCAUUGGCCACGGAUACGCGUUGAUCUAUCAUCCGUUCCUCAUGGAAAUGGCGAAGCGAAUGGACAUCGCCAUAGAGGUAAAUCCGAUCUCCAAUCAGGUGUUGAAGCUCGUCGAUGAUUUGAGAAAUCAUGCUGCGAGACGAUUGUUCGCCGAGGGAUAUCCGGUUGUAGUUUCGAACGACGAUCCUGGAUUUUGGAACGCAAGGGCCCUCAGUUACGACUUUUACGAAACAUUUAUGGCACUCAUGUCGGAUCAUUCCGAUCUGAAAGGACUCAAGCAAUUAGCCAUGAAUUCCCUCAUUUACAGUAGCAUGAAUAAUACCGAGAAGAAUAUGGCGAUGACUCUUUGGGAGAACAAAUGGGACAGCUUCGUGGAAGAUGUAGCCCGUGAUGGGCAUUAGGAUCACAGACCAGGAGACUGAUUACUAUAAUAUACAUAUAUACAUCCAAGGGCAGUGUAGUUUAAAAACUUUAUGCGCAAAUAAGUAAAAAAAUAUUUUUUUCUACGACUCAUUGAAGAUAUUUAAUCAUUUUAAAUUAUCCUCAACGAUUCGUGUGACAUUCUUCUGAGGCAUUAAACAUCGCGUAAUGAAAAUCAUCGAUGAAUCAAUAAUUGAAACCGGUUACGUGUUUCAUUUCAUUCGAUUCUUGAAAGCGUUUAUAGAUACAAGAUUGUGUUUCUGCUCGCGAGAGAUUGAAAUCUGGGCGUGGUUGUCUAUUUCUGUGGUCUUGGAAAAAGUGAAUGAAACUACGCUAAAGGCCGUAGUACACAAUAAAGCAAAUUAUUGUGCCCUUUCUAAAAAACAAUUGACGACUUUACGACUACAACAUGCAUCAAUUUCUACUUUUGAUGGUACACUAAAAAAUUUUUCCAGAUUAUGGGCAGAGAUAUCUGACAGUCAUGUAACCACGAUUUAAAAUACAUAGUCAGACAUUUUCUUGAUAUACCUUGAGUUGUUUGUAUUUACCUUUAUUGUAAAUAAAUGGCAUUAUGUAUUUAUAAAAUAAUGAAAAAACGAAACAAAGUGUAAUAUCACUUCCCCCACCGCACAAUUUAGACUCGUAGAAGGAAAGGAAGGAAAUUGACGCUUACUUAUGGUAUCACGACAGAUGCUUGAUUUAAAAAAAAAAUAACCAUUAUUACUAAAGUAUAUUAUUUAAAUUUAAAUUCAUCACAG
Colletes gigas is the source of this 2390-nucleotide messenger RNA. Its product is annotated as adenosine deaminase 2-like. NCBI's taxonomy places the organism in Eukaryota, Metazoa, Arthropoda, Insecta, Hymenoptera, Colletidae. Gene Ontology annotation, biological process: adenosine catabolic process; inosine biosynthetic process. The record is from RefSeq and is a predicted model, not a curated record. Gene Ontology annotation, molecular function: adenosine deaminase activity. The transcript is spliced from 4 exons. The coding region runs from base 102 to 1613 and encodes 503 amino acids.